Callorhinchus milii (elephant shark) is the source of this 1751-nucleotide messenger RNA. RefSeq names its product tubulin alpha chain-like. Gene Ontology annotation, biological process: microtubule cytoskeleton organization; mitotic cell cycle. The record is from RefSeq and is marked provisional. Gene Ontology annotation, molecular function: GTP binding; structural constituent of cytoskeleton. Lineage: Eukaryota; Metazoa; Chordata; Chondrichthyes; Chimaeriformes; Callorhinchidae. Gene Ontology annotation, cellular component: cytoplasm; microtubule.
AUUCGGUUACUUACAUCGACUCGUUACUGUCGAGAGAGUAACAGCCAUCGACUCCUCCUUUCACCUGCAAGAAAAUAUCUCUAUAUAUAUAUACACACAAACACACAAUUCGUCUCUUAGACUCAAAUAAUUAAUCAUGCGAGAGUGUAUCAGUAUCCACGUGGGUCAGGCUGGUGUGCAGAUUGGCAAUGCCUGUUGGGAGCUGUACUGUCUGGAACACGGAAUCCAGCCUAAUGGACAGAUGCCCAGUGACAAGACCAUGGGAGGCGGAGAUGACUCUUUCAACACCUUCUUCAGCGAGACAGGAGCCGGCAAACAUGUCCCCAGGGCUGUGUUUGUGGACUUGGAGCCAACUGUCAUAGAUGAGGUUCGUAGUGGCACCUACCGUCAACUGUUCCACCCUGAACAGCUCAUCACUGGGAAGGAAGAUGCUGCCAACAAUUAUGCCCGUGGCCACUACACAAUUGGCAAAGAGAUCAUUGAUCUGGUCCUGGACAGAGUCCGUAAACUGGCUGACCAGUGCACAGGUCUCCAGGGAUUCCUGGUUUUCCACAGCUUUGGUGGUGGCACUGGCUCAGGGUUCACCUCACUGCUGAUGGAGCGUCUCUCAGUUGACUAUGGCAAGAAAUCUAAGCUGGAGUUCUCCAUCUACCCAGCCCCACAGGUGUCUACUGCAGUGGUCGAGCCCUACAACUCCAUCCUAACCACCCACACUACCCUAGAGCACUCUGACUGUGCCUUCAUGGUAGACAAUGAAGCCAUUUAUGAUAUCUGCCGAAGAAACCUGGACAUUGACAGACCAACUUACACCAACCUGAACCGUCUCAUUAGUCAGAUUGUAUCCUCUAUCACAGCCUCCCUCCGUUUUGAUGGUGCCCUGAAUGUUGAUCUGACUGAAUUCCAGACCAAUUUGGUGCCAUACCCCCGUAUCCACUUCCCACUGGCCACCUAUGCACCUGUUAUCUCAGCUGAGAAAGCCUAUCAUGAGCAGCUUUCUGUGUCUGAAAUAACCAAUGCCUGCUUUGAGCCAGCCAACCAGAUGGUCAAAUGUGACCCACGGCACGGCAAGUACAUGGCCUGCUGUCUCCUUUACCGCGGUGAUGUGGUGCCAAAAGAUGUUAAUGCAGCCAUUGCCACCAUCAAGACCAAACGGAGCAUCCAGUUUGUGGACUGGUGCCCGACUGGCUUCAAGGUUGGCAUCAACUACCAACCUCCCACUGUGGUUCCUGGAGGUGACUUAGCCAAGGUGCAGCGGGCUGUGUGUAUGCUGAGCAACACCACAGCUAUUGCUGAGGCCUGGGCUCGCCUGGACCACAAGUUUGACCUGAUGUACGCCAAGCGUGCGUUCGUUCACUGGUACGUGGGCGAGGGUAUGGAGGAAGGCGAGUUCUCUGAGGCUCGGGAGGAUAUGGCUGCUCUGGAGAAAGAUUAUGAAGAAGUUGGUGUUGACUCAGUUGAAGGUGAUGGUGAAGAGGAAGGGGAAGAGUAUUAAUAUGAAGGUUUUUUUGAGUGAGAUCUUGUUGACUUUCACAAAAGGCAUGCUUCUUGCAUUCAGACUCCAUUCAUUCCAGUGUUUCUGUUCAACAAUUGAAUGUGAUGUUACACAACAAGGGUUUUAGGGAAAGUACAAGUUUGUUGCUUUGUAGAGUGUCAAUCUUUAACGGGUUGUCUUAAUUUGUUCAGAUCUGUGAUCAUGUCUGCUUCUGUCUGGUUCUUCUUUUCUAUCAUGUCAGAUGCAAUAAAAGAGCUUG